UCAAUUUCCAGAUGAAAACUCAUAAUCAAAGUCAGUGCAGCGCGAUGCAGCGUUGCGUGCGCCAUGGAUACUCAUUUCUCAGACGUCGCCAGGCAGACACCCGGCCACAGCAAGACCAAAGUCGUUCACGUUUCCAGCCAAGUUGGAGGCGGUCGAGGCAAAGUCAAGGCAACAACCGGCAGCGCAGAGCCCAUUCUAUGGCCAGUUUUUGCCGUUGAGCUCCCGUUGCGCUGCCGUUGCCUUGGACUGCAAUUUCCCCGGUCGCGUUUUUCACGCUGCGCAUUCGCAGCGCGUCGCGCGAAUGUGCAAGACGUUGUCCGGAUGUGGCCGCGAAACAACCAAAAUUGAAGAGUUCGAUGUAAAGGAUUGUGGUGAAGUCGAACGAAUCGACGAAAAAAUAUGUGAUCAGAGUGCAAAUUACCGAUUAGUGGACACUUUAUGCGGAAAAUGUAGAGUGGAAUUGGUUUAUAAAUCAAAAAAAAAAUAUGUGAAAGAAAGAAACUUCAAAAUUAAAGCGAGUUAUUAAUAACGUUAAUAUCGUAGUAAAUAUAAAAAAUAAUUUAAAAUUUAAAAAACGUAUAGCAUAUACAUAUACAAAACAAAGCAAUACUAUAACUAUAUAUAUUUAUAUCUCAUCGGUCUAUGCAAUAAGCUUGUAUGAACAAAGUGAAAGCCAAAUUGCAAAUAUCUAAAGUGAAAUAUUUAUAUCCCGGACAACACAUCUGAAUGCAGUUUUAUUUAAAAAAUUCCACACUGCCAUCAGAAAGGAAAUUUAUUCAAAUUAAUCAGAGAGUCCGCCCCAGCUAAAAAUGAAAUAUCUUUUCGUGUUUUGCCUUUUCACACUCAUUGCCAAAGAUGCCCAAGCAUUGCUGAUAAACCAAAUGGACUGGAAGAACCUCCUCAGCAGCGGUGCCCUGGACCUAAACGUCUUGCGCUGCUUCCUGCGCGACAAGAACUUCUGCCCCAGUCCCCAUAUCGAGCAUCGACUGUUUGCGCCCAAUGGGCCACGUCGCGGAGUGGCUUUGAAUGUAAAAUCCCCGACGAGUCUGUACCAGGGCGGAUUCGGAAAGCAUCGGGAAACGGUCUUCAUAAUCCACGGCUUCAACGGCACAGCCAUUGACGUGCAUCUGCAGUUCCUGAGGGAUGCAUAUUUAUCGCGCGACUUCAACGUGAUUACCGUGGACUGGCGGCCCUUGACGCGAUAUCCCUGUUAUCUGCAUUCCCUCAUAAACACCAGACUCACGGCGCAGUGCACAGCACAGAUCUAUGCAUUUCUCACCCAUUAUGGCGCCGUCAGAGAAAAAAUCACCUGCGUGGGCCAUUCCUUGGGGGCCCACAUCUGUGGCAUGAUCAGCAACCACUUGACCAAGAAGCAAUAUCGCAUAAUAGGCCUGGAUCCGGCUCGUCCUCUAAUCGAACGAAAGAAGAGCAACACCUUCCGCCUAUCCCUCGACGAUGCUAGUGUCAUACAAGUUCUCCAUACAAACGCCGGAUUCCUCGGCCAGGAGGACAACACGGGGCACCUCAACUACUGCGUAAACGGAGGGCGUAUCCAACCGUACUGCAAGGGAAAUCCCAUUAGACGAUACCGCUGUUCGCAUUUCCUGAGCAUUUGUUACCUGGCCUCGGCCACGUACAAGCAUAAGAAGUUCGUGGGCGUGCCCUGCCCCAAUGGGUGUCAGAACAUCAGCGGGCCCAAGCGAUUGCCAGUCAGCGGUAAAAUGAAUCCGUUCGAGUUUGUCUCGCUUCUGCGGGAGUACCAUAUAGGCAACGAUGCCCCGGACGACGCCCGUGGCUGCAUUUGCAUAGAUGUGCCUUAUGCCAAGCACUGCCCCUUCACGGAUAUGUAGAAGCUGGCCACCAACUAGGUUUUCACUACAAAAUAUAGCUGUUGGCAAUAAAUUGAAGUACAAAAUA
Molecule: messenger RNA, 1917 nt
Organism: Drosophila pseudoobscura
Lineage: Eukaryota; Metazoa; Arthropoda; Insecta; Diptera; Drosophilidae
Product: lipase member H-A
Exons: 6
Coding region: 810-1850 (346 amino acids)
Biological process (GO): lipid catabolic process
Molecular function (GO): lipase activity
Source: RefSeq, a predicted model, not a curated record